This is a messenger RNA of Psammomys obesus (fat sand rat), 2364 nucleotides long. It is a transcript of the gene Cdc7, whose product is annotated as cell division cycle 7. NCBI's taxonomy places the organism in Eukaryota, Metazoa, Chordata, Mammalia, Rodentia, Muridae. Gene Ontology annotation, cellular component: nucleus. Gene Ontology annotation, molecular function: ATP binding; protein serine/threonine kinase activity. The transcript is spliced from 11 exons. Bases 300 to 1988 code for a protein of 562 amino acids. The record is from RefSeq and is a predicted model, not a curated record. Gene Ontology annotation, biological process: mitotic DNA damage checkpoint signaling; protein phosphorylation.
CGUCCGUCUGUGCUGCUGGUUCCGCCGCGCGGCCGGCCGCCCUCCGCCGGUGUGAGCAGGUCCGUGGGCCGCCGCCCGCCGAGCCACCUCCUCCGGGCCCGUCCCAGCGCCGUCCUCCCCGGCCGGCUCCCGCGGGCUCCGCCGACGCCUCCCCGGGCGGCCGGCGGGCUGAGCGUCCGCUCCGCCGAGGCGCUCUCUCGGCGGCGGGCCCGCCCCCCUGAGCGCCGGCGCCUUCCGCUAGCUGCUCUCCUCCCAGCCCCGUCCGCGUCCCCGCGGGUGCAGCCGAAGCCGGGGCUCACAUGGCGGAGGCCGGGGCCUUGUCCCCGCUGCCCGGCCGCGACGGGUGUCCGGCCGACGACGCUGUAAAGAGAUAUGAGCAGAAUGUCAAACUCUCAGGCAUUAAAAGAGAUAUUGAGGAGCUUUGCGAAGCCGUGCCACAGCUUGUCAGUGUGUUCAAAAUUAAGGACAAAAUCGGAGAAGGUACCUUCAGCUCUGUUUAUUUGGCCACGGCACAGUUGCAAGCAGGACACGAAGAGAAAAUUGCACUGAAACACUUAAUUCCUACAAGUCAUCCUGUAAGAAUUGCAGCAGAGCUUCAGUGUCUGACCGUUGCUGGGGGCCAAGACAAUGUCAUGGGAGUGAAGUACUGCUUCAGGAACGACGACCACGUGGUUAUUGCUAUGCCGUAUCUGGAACACGAGUCUUUCUUGGACAUUUUGAAUUCUCUUUCAUUUCAAGAAGUUCGGGAAUAUAUGUUUAAUCUCUUCAUAGCUUUGAAACGGAUUCAUCAGUUUGGUAUUGUUCACCGUGAUGUGAAGCCCAGCAAUUUUUUAUAUAAUAGACGCCUGAAAAAGUAUGCCUUGGUGGACUUUGGUUUGGCCCAAGGAACCCAUGACACAAAAAUAGAGCUGCUCAAAUUUGUCCAGGCUGAAGCUCGGCAGGAUGGCUGUUCCCGAAACAAGUGCCACGGGGUCAUUGGCCACAAGGGCUCCCUGAGUCGCCCAGCACCUAAGAACCUGGAUCAGCAGUGCACCACAAGGACUUCUGUCAAAAGAUCCUACACAAAUGCACAGAUUCACGCUAAGCCAGGAAGAGAUGGAAAGGAGGGGUCUGUAGGCCUUUCUGUCCAGCGCUCUGUGUUUGGAGAAAGGAAUUUCAAUAUACACAGCUCCAUUUCACAUGAGAGCCCCGCAGAGAAAUGCAUCAAGCCAUCAAAGACUGUGGACGUAAUAUCAAGAAAGCUGGCAGUGAAAAAGACGGCCGUCUCUGCGAAAGCUCUGAAUAGCGUGACGAGGAAAGCCACCAGUUCCUGCCUCACCGUCCUGACGUGCGACUGCUUUGGAACAGAUAGAGUCUGCAGCAUUUGCCUGUCGAGGCGGCAGCAGGUUGCCCCAAGAGCAGGCACACCAGGAUUCAGAGCGCCGGAGGUCCUGACAAAGUGUCCAGACCAGACGACAGCGAUUGACAUGUGGUCCGCAGGUGUUAUCUUCCUAUCCUUGCUCAGUGGGCGGUACCCAUUUUACAAGGCCAGUGAUGACUUGACGGCUUUGGCUCAGAUCAUGACGAUUCGAGGAUCCAGGGAAACCAUCCAAGCUGCUAAAGCUUUCGGCAAAUCAGUUUUGUGUAGCAAAGAAGUUCCAGCACAAGAUCUGAGGAAACUGUGUGAGAGACUCAGAGGUCUAGACUCUUGGACUCCCAGGUUGGCAGUUGACCCACCAGGGCACACUUCUGGUGGCCCUGCUUCGGAGAACACUGACCCUCAGGCUUCCCUCGGACAGGCUUCUGCAGCACAGCGCUCGGAGGGCUCCUUGAGUGGAGGGGCCAAUGCUGGCUGUCCCAGGGUCAUUACUGCCAACACGGAAGGCUGGGACACGGUGCCCGACGUCACCUAUGACCUGCUGGAUAGACUUCUGGAUCUGAACCCUGCCUCGAGAAUAACUGCAGAAGCGGCCUUACUGCAUCCGUUCUUUAGAGACAUGAGCUCUUGAUGGCUGUCUGUCUGCCAGCCCUGCUGUGCUGUGAGGGAGCAGAGGAAGGGGUCCUAAUGAUCCUGGGAUGUCCUUAGCAGGACUUCUGAGUUAAACCUCCAUGGUGGCUCAGGUCUUUUGUUUCCUGGCUUGCUUAGCUGAUGCCUGGGCUCAAGGUCCAGACCAUAAAUGAACAGAUUCAACCAAGUAAAUGAAGGAAAACCAGUUUCUAGGCCACUGGGUGGUCUGUGCUGUGAGAGAGAGAGAGAGAGAGAGAGUGUGUGUGUGUGUGUGUGUGUGUGUGUGUGUGUGUGUGUGUGUUGGGGGGGUUGGCUCUUGGUAUAUAGAAAAGUGAUCUUUCCUGUAGGUGUGUAAAUAAACAUAACUUUUGUACAGA